Molecule: messenger RNA, 3471 nt
Organism: Spodoptera exigua (beet armyworm)
Lineage: Eukaryota; Metazoa; Arthropoda; Insecta; Lepidoptera; Noctuidae
Source: the annotation of a GenBank genome assembly
AUGAGUGCAAGCAAACCAAGAUCUGCAGCGGCAGGAGGAGAUGGGCCGGAAGGUAAAAAGAAAGAAGAUAAACAUGACAAAGAAAAAGCACCUGAUAAAGAAAAAGAUAAAGAUGUGAAGGAAAAAGAAAAUAAAGAUGUGAAGGAAAAGGAUAAAGAAAAAGAACAUAAAGAUGUGAAGGAGAAAGAUAAAGACAAAGAAAAAGUAGUGAAGGAAAAAGAUAAAGAAAAAGACAUGAAGGAAAAAGGAGCCAAAUCUACGAAUCUUGAGGACCAUUCGAAAAUGGAGUCAGAUCAACGAGAUAAAGAUGCUAAAAAUAAAAUUGAAAUACAGUCAAGCUUAAAUAUGGAAAAUGAAGGUUCCCCUGAGCAAAUGUCUGACGUGGAGCUGAUCAAGACUGCUUCGCAGAUUGCUAGGGAGGAAGCCGAGUACAGGGCUAUGCUUAGAAGACAACGCUUUAAGCGUCGUUGGCCUGAGAUCACGAAGGUUAAGAUAAGGACGAAACCCUGGCAUCCACCUCCACCGCCUCAGAGACCUCCUCCAAUUGUAGUAGAUCGCCCUAGUUUCGCUACUCGUCCUUGGGUACCGCCUUAUGCGAAGAAAAAACUGUCCAGACCGAAGUUGCCAAGAAUACCUCCAGAGCAAGUGAAUCAACCUUUACCUCUAAUGCCUUCGAAAUUGAAAAAGAUCUGGCACAACUUCAGUCAGGUGGACAAGAAUAAGAUGAUUCUGCAAGGGCAUAUUGCAUGCAACUCUAAGAAGUACUCCUCGACUCAUUGUGGUGCUCAAACGGGAUGCAUAGCAGUGGCCUGUCGCGCCCUCCUGGAUGAGAAGACUCCAGCAGAGUUUGUGAGGAACGACGUAGACGAAAUGAUUGCCACUGGAGACAGAUAUUAUAAGCAGUGCAUGAUCGCACUCAAGUGUUACAAAGUGUGGGAGAGCCAUGCUACGGCACGAAUGGGUCGGCUCGGCCGGAGUGAUACCACGGCCUCACAGAAGACCGGCGUGAAACAACCAAAGCGUUGUGUUUCGCCGUGUAAACCAGCCCUCCAGUUGAACCAGCUCCUGACGUCAUUUUAUUACAACGACACCAAGUAUACAGUCAAAUUGUUAGAAACGGACAAGGGUCUUUUGGCGAAACACCCUGAUAACAUUCAAGCUGAUGAAGACUUUAUGGCGUUGAUGGAGAAGAGAAUAGGAACCCAGUACACAUUGAUCCUGUCCAUCGGUGGAGAUCGUCACUUCUUGAUUUGGGGACAUCCACCAGAUCCUGAUGGCAACAGCCAAGCUCAGACUAUCUGCUAUAUCUUCGAUCCUCAUAUGCUGAAUGAAUUGGGCCAAGUGGAUAAGCUGUCUGGAGCCGGAGCCUUCCUUCGUUACGCAGGCAUAACAUCCUUCGUUCUAGACUUUUUAUCUAACUAUGGGGAUUUGGAUGCGGCCAAACAGGGAAACCCCAAGCCGCCCAUCACGCUCACCAGUGUUGAGGUGGUCCAAAAAGAGCCGUUGAUCCGCGAGCCAACCUAUGACCUUGAUCUGAAGGCUCUGAAGGUCCACUGUAGAAGUGAAUGGGACAGUCUGAACAUCAACGCUCUGAUUGAGAAGAAGAAAAAAGAGGGUCAGUAUCCACUCGGAUCGCUGAGUGCAGUCAGCCUGGCCACCUCUAGGGCGACAUCGCGCAAGAAAGUCAGGGACUUCUACCAGAAAAUGCCCAAAGAACCGCCUCCUGUGUUACCUGUGAGUCCAGAUAAAGUCCCAGUAAACCCCACCAACGAGCAGAUUAUGGCUCUCCGAGGUGAAAACUUCUUCCUCUACUCGCCAAGGCUGGAUGGACAUACCUUCGGAAGAGACGAUCUAAUACCCCUACCGAAGUCGGAGAUAAUUCUCCACAGUCCAGUGGAAAUUGCUGAUCAGAACUACCACUCCCAGUAUGUUCAGCUCGAUGUGGAGAAGUGGAUCCUAAGAGGAACCAGGCAUAUGGCCAGUCAUAGGUACCAAAUAUUCAAGACCUACACUGCUAUACCAUGCUGUGUAGCUGCUUUGGGCAUGUUGAGACGGUACCGUGCCAGGGCUUGGAACGAGGAUAUGUUUGAUGAAACGCUCGAUAUUGGAUACAACUUGUUCAGGCUUUAUAGGGAUAUUGUGGAGGAGGAGAUUUUUUAUGAUAGGUCAGCAAACGAGCAUACGGAUUACCUGAUGGUGCGAGGAAUAGCAGUUUGGGGAAAGUUGAUAUCCAACAAUCCAAAAGUGUUUGACCUCUGCCGAGGACUCGAACAUUUCUUCAAAGAAUCUGACUCGGGAAUUCUACAAGUCCCAGGAGAAUAUGAGGUAGCUGUCUGGUACGAGGGUGGCAAGUAUUAUUUGUACCAUCCCUGGCCAGCUGAUAGAUAUGGCAACAGGGUUGGACUUCAAGACGGAGGCAAGGGAUGCGUGAUGUACUUCCCGAAGGUGUCUCGCCUCUGCGAGUACUUCAUGGACAACGUUUCCAACAUGAAGAGGAAACCUUUCAGCAUCAGCGAUGUCGCCGUCACACAGCUGAGCAUUGAUAUGCCCGAACCUGUCAAUAAAAUGAAGCCCGUAGCACCAGGCCGUUGGAUUAUUCGGGGCAGUUUCCACGAAGCAGACGCUCGCUUCCCUGAGGAACACCGCGGAAGGCAGGCCACUCCUGUAUCGAUAGCUGCCCUAGCAAUGACGCAGGUUGUCGACCCGGCUGACUGGACCUCCGAGGAAGUUGAUGAGACCCUCGUUCGUGGAGAUAUCUUGUAUCAAAGCACGAUGGAACAUCUUGAGAGGAUGGGCAUCAGCUUGGAUUCGCCGAAGACCUUUGAGGAAGGUGGCUCUGAGGAAGACGAGAUUCGGUUACCAGGAGAAUCCUCCCCAAAUGCUGGUACCUUGGCUGCAGCUGAUGUGCUUAACAGAUUCAAAGUAUCAGAAUACGACUGUAUAGAGACUGAAGUUAUGGAUAGCACUUAUAAUGGUACUCUAAACCCUGAAGUUAACCUUGGUGCACCAACACUGAAGAAUGUUUUGAAGCAGUUCUUCAAGGAACAUACUCAUGGAGUUUUCACAGCUCGUGGAGGUUCCACAGCCAUUUGGAAGCACGAUGGACAUUUCUACUUCUUCGAUCCUCAUGGGUGUGAUGAGAAUGGUCUGCCAUCAGACGAGCCUCGUGCUUCAGCUUGCCUUGUCCGUAUAAAAGGCAAGGAGAGUGAUCUAGCCAAUGUUCUACUGAGCAACCUGGCGCCCGGUAGUGACGACAGCUUCAACAUAUCCCCAGUCGCCAUCACAGCUACUAAAUUGAACGCUGAAAUUGGAGCUCCGGAAACUAAACUAGAAAGUAAAGCCUUUGAAUGGAUCAAUAAAGGCACGGCCGCCAUUAUGAUGGGACCUCGCGGUGAGAAUGCAGCCAUUGGUAAAGCGGCCGAGAAAGCUGGUAUCAAUGUACCACUACGAUUUUCACAAUCUUAUCUGUGA